AUGGGAAUGGCCACACUUUUCAGUCUCUGCUCCAGUAUGUGGUUUUGGUCCAAAAUACCACCUGGACCUGCCAGCUGUGUCAUGAUGUUGUUUCUAGUGAAACAGGCCAAAGGAUCUCUGUUGGAGAAAACCACUUCUAGAUGGCUCAACUACAAAAAAGAAUGCUUGAAAAUGCUCCAGGAAACAUCUGUAGUUACUGGAAUACAUUGUAAUGGGACAUUUGAUCAGUUUGUUUGCUGGCCUUACUCACCUCCAGGAAAUGUCUCUGUUCCUUGUCCUUCAUAUUUGCCAUGGUUGGAAAAUGGCAGUGCAGGAAAUGUAUACAGAGUCUGUUUGGACCAGGGAAUUUGGCAAACGAGAGAAAACUCCACAGACAUUUGGCGUGAUAGUUCAGAAUGUUCUGAGAAAAAUCAUUUCAAACAAAACGUAAAAGAACAUACAUUGCUCACCACUCUACAGUUGCUGUACACCAUAGGAUACUAUUUCUCUCUCAUCUCCCUUGUAUUAGCUCUUUUUAUACUGUUUUUACUCAGAAAACUUCACUGCACAAGAAAUUACAUCCAUAUGAAUUUAUUUGCAUCUUUUAUCUUGCGUGCUAUCGCAGUUCUUAUAAAAGACACCGUAUUCUACAACACUUACUCAAAAAGACCAAAUGAUGAAACUGGGUGGAUGUCCUACUUCAGUUCCGAGAUUUUAAUCAUUUGCAGGACUGCCCAGUUUUUCAUGCAUUACUUUGUUGGGGCAAAUUAUUUUUGGCUAUUAGUAGAAGGAAUUUAUCUCCAUACGUUACUGGUAACUGCUGUACUCUCUGAAAGGCGACUGCUGCAGACAUACAUUGUGAUUGGAUGGGUUGUUCCUAUUUUGUUUGUGGGCCCUUGGGGACUAAGCAGAUCAAAACUAGAGAAUACAGGGUGUUGGGGAACAAAUGAACACAUGGGAAUCUGGUGGAUCAUCCGAGGACCAAUGCUGUUUUCCAUUACAGUUAACUUUGGCAUCUUCUUAAAAAUACUCAAGUUGCUGAUUUCCAAACUAAAAGCCCAGCAAAUGAGCUUCCAUGAUUACAAAUACAGAUUGGCAAGAUCUACGCUUGUGCUGAUUCCGCUGUUGGGUAUUCAUGAAUUUGUAUUUACCUUCAUCACUGAUGAACAGGUGGAAGGUUUUCCAAGACAUAUAAGGCUUUUUAUUCAGCUGACAAUGAGCUCAUUUCAUGGAUUUUUUGUAGCAGUUUUAUAUUGUUUUGCUAAUGGAGAGGUGAAAGCAGAACUCCAAAAGCAAUGGUCCCGCUUCCUGCUGGCAGACCCCUUUGGCUGUAAGCUCUGCUUUCUUGGAGAAAACAUCAAAUACCUUAGGAAGUGUUCGCAGAAACCAAAGAAGCAGCACGUUGGCAGCAACACCUUGUGUCAGAAAGUGAUCGAGCCCUGGAAUAUGCAGCUUCAGCAGGUGUUGGUGAAGAACAGGACAGAUAUCUGCCCAGGCUGUGCUCUGCCAUCCUGUCCACGAGCAAGCAUGUCAGACAGCAGUGAAGAAGUCACUACUGGAGAGACAACUGAGGAGGUCUUUGAAGAAAGUGAAUGUUCCUAACCUGUGAUGGCCAGGAGAAGACAGGCUUGCUAGGCUGAAUUGUUCCUGUUGACCAGUCUGGAAGAUAACUGAUGAGGAUAUACACAGGAUGUAAUCUGGGCAUGAAUAGGACUCCAGAUACAUAUAUUUUUGUCCUAGUAGCUUCAUUCACACAUGUCCACCAUUCUAUUCAUAUUAUAAAGUUGUGUAUUUAUUUUACAACUUCACAAAUAAAGAUAUGAGACUAAAAGGCUUUUAUUUCUUGUAGGAUUUUCUCAGUAUUAAGAAUUAAAU
Molecule: messenger RNA, 1854 nt
Organism: Nothoprocta perdicaria
Lineage: Eukaryota; Metazoa; Chordata; Aves; Tinamiformes; Tinamidae
Gene: GLP2R
Product: glucagon like peptide 2 receptor
Exons: 13
Coding region: 1-1581 (526 amino acids)
Biological process (GO): adenylate cyclase-modulating G protein-coupled receptor signaling pathway; cell surface receptor signaling pathway
Cellular component (GO): plasma membrane
Molecular function (GO): peptide hormone binding; glucagon receptor activity
Source: RefSeq, a predicted model, not a curated record